Messenger RNA from Colletotrichum orchidophilum, 1788 nucleotides. RefSeq lists its product as uncharacterized. The transcript is spliced from 2 exons. NCBI's taxonomy places the organism in Eukaryota, Fungi, Ascomycota, Sordariomycetes, Glomerellales, Glomerellaceae. Bases 1 to 1788 code for a protein of 595 amino acids. Gene Ontology annotation, molecular function: phosphatase activity. The record is from RefSeq and is a predicted model, not a curated record. Gene Ontology annotation, biological process: dephosphorylation.
AUGUCUACCCUAUCUCUGAUCGUCUUUAUUGGGACCUUGAUCGCAACGACUUCGGCCCAGUCCUCGAAUCCCUCAGUAUGGGCGUCCGUCGCAAUGGUGAUGCAUGGUGAGCGCACGCCCCUGCGCAGCGAGCUCCAAGAUGCUCUGACUCCCAUGGGUGCUCAGGAGAUGUACGCCCAGGGCAGCGCCUUCAGAAGUCGUUACCUGGCCAGCGGGACGCCGACAAACGUCUCCGAGGGGCGCAUCACGUCGCGCGCCGCCAUCAAGGGCAUUGCGCGGAACGUCGUUGACCAUGACCAGCUCUCGAUCCUCUCGCUCCCCGAUGCCCACAUCGCCGCCGGUGCCGUUGCCUUCAUGCAAGGCCUCUACCCGCCAAUCACGCAGGCCUUUGCGGCCGACACUGGAGGAACAAACAUCUCCUACUCGACGCUUACCGGGAACUCUACGCAGUAUCCUCUAGAUGGCUACCAAUACCCGAUUAUCGAGACGUUGGGGUUGGCUGAUGAUAGGUCAAUUGACAUCCGGGGCAACACUGAUUGCCCGCAGUGGAAGAUCUCGACGACAUAUAUCAUGCAGCUGGACCCGUAUAUGCAAGCUCUCGAUCAGGCGUCCAGUUCCGGAUACACGUCCCUCUUCAGCACGCCACCGCUGAACGAUGGCACCAUCUCACUCUCACACGUGGACUUUUGGAACGCGUACGACAUAUACGACUACGUCCGCUACCGAUACUCGCACGAGCAGGCUGUCUACGACGCCAUGCAGGACGAGUACGCACAACGAAUUGAGUUCCUCGAAAUGUAUGCCCGACUGCAGCAACUCAACAUGACGUCAAAUCAAGCAGUAUCAGGCCUCGUAAAGGGCGAUAUGAUCCGAACCAUCGCCGGCAGGACAUUCGCGAGAAAGGUCGUCGACGCCCUCGAGGCCAAUGGCGACUUUGGCGGCUACUCAAACAAGAUGACGCUCAUGUUCAGCUCCCAAGAGCCAUUCCUCUCCUUCUUCUCUCUCGCCAAUCUCCAGAACCAGAACCAGACGCUCUCAAGCCCCUUUUGGAACAUUCCCGAGAACGGAGCCGCCAUGGUCUUCGAGCUCGUCGGCGACCAGCCCAACCAGCCCGACACCUACCCCACCGAGGAGAACCUCUACAUCCGCUUCCUCUACCGGGAGAACGCCGAACCUGAUACGCCCUUCCAGGAGUACCCCCUCUUCGGCCUCUCCGACGCCGAAGACUCCCGCGUGACUUAUAGCUACUUCAAGCAGGAGAUGCUCAAGUUCGGCAUCGACACCGCGACGUGGUGCAGCAUCUGCGGCUCGAUCCAGUCAUUUUGCGACUGGGAGAUUACGAGGACGACUCCGACCGUCGGCGAGGCCAUCCGCUCGGCGGCGCAAAAGCCCGUUGUCGCAGGCAUCAUUGGCGCGAUCAUUGUCCUCGCCGUUUUGGGCCUGGUAGUUGUCUCGGCGGCCGUUCUCGGUGGUUUCCGCAUUCAUCGUGCGGGAGGAGGAAUAGGAGGAAGCAAGAGCGGCAAGGAGGGCGGGCGGAUCGCCGGGCUCGGUGGGUUCAGGGCCGCGGAGAAGAUGGCCAGCGACCCGGACCUAGCUGUCUCUGGACGCGGGGUGCGUCAUGAGCGUCAGGGGAGCUGGGAGCUGCGCGACGGACGGGAGGUCACGAGCGGCCAGUCUGGUAUUGCUGUGGAUAAGAGCGCGUCGACUUUCCAGGCCAAGCCUGUUGAUGAUGAUGAUGCCAAUAGUGUCAUGGGGGCGUCGCCGGUGAAGCCCAGGGAGGACGUUUGA